This is a messenger RNA of Penicillium cinerascens, 2037 nucleotides long. Its product is annotated as stress-regulated transcription factor RPN4. The transcript has a single exon. Gene Ontology annotation, biological process: regulation of transcription by RNA polymerase II. NCBI's taxonomy places the organism in Eukaryota, Fungi, Ascomycota, Eurotiomycetes, Eurotiales, Aspergillaceae. Gene Ontology annotation, cellular component: nucleus. The record is from RefSeq and is a predicted model, not a curated record. Bases 1 to 2037 code for a protein of 678 amino acids.
AUGCUUAUGUAUCCACGUAAGGAUCUCAUCACCGAUCCAUACAACUCAGAGGACAUCAUCAUACAAGACGAUCAAUACCCUCCGGGCUUUGACGAGAACUCUUUGCAAUAUCAGCAAUCUUCUCUGGAGUCACCUUUCCAUUACCAACCACAGUUCGCCUCUCCGCCGUCUUCCGCGCCUUCCUCUCCCGCCUUCUCUUCCCCGACCUUCUCGAUUCCCUACCCCCAGGCGGACAGUCAGUCUUUCGGGGCUCCUUCGAUGACCCCUGCUUCCUCCUACAACCCGUCUUUUGACAUCCAAGGCUCCGCCUCGCCUUCGCAGCAGUUUCUCCCGCAAUACCAGCAGUACUAUACGUCCAUGUUGGCCCAACAUCCCAUCGCCAGCAACCAGGGUUGGGACGGCAACCUGCAACUGCUGAGCCCUGCACGCAUCCCAUUCCCUCAGAAGCCCUCGCCUGGUUCAGCGUCCUCGCGGUCUGCUCCUUCCGGUCACCCGGUCUCGCCCAACGUCAACGCUCACCGACGAUCCGCCAGCAACUCCAAGCCGCUGCCCACGCCUUCACAGACGCCGAUCCAGAGCUCUUUCUUGGCUGCUCCCUUCCAGAACUACGAUCCAUCGCACCACGAUGGUAGUCACGCCGAAGCCGAGUCUGCUAUGAGAAAGGCCAUCUUGGAUCAGCAACAGAAGUCCCAGUCUUCCCCUUCGCAGCAGCAGCAGAGCGAGUACUCCCUGGCUCCGUCGGUUUCUACCCUGAGUCAUAACUCCCCGGUCACCCCGCAGAACAGCCUGGAGGAGAUCGACGAGUCGAAGAUGACCAAUGGUGAGAACCGAUCUCUUGACGUUGACCGAUGGAUGGACGAUUACUUACGCUUUGAUGCAGAAUACGCCAACGGCAACGGUGGCAUGAUCGGCAUCCCCAAGCUGAACCGCACCAUUUCCGAUAUCUACCAGGACGAGCUGUACAACCCCACCAUCAUGGCAGCUCCUCAAAUUACCAAGCCGAUGAACCAGAACCUUCUGACCCCGCGCAAUGUCAUCGCCGACCGACUCAAUGCUGCUAACCAGGGCCACUUGACUUCUCGUUCUGGAUCCCCUCUGGGCAGCAUGAAGCGCGAUCAUUCUCCCUUCCGUGCGACUUCUCCGUUCGCGGGUGAUAUGAAUGGUCCUACUCUCCAGUCCCAGAUGGCCACCAGUGUCCCCAUGGGUCAGAACGGCAUGAGUCAGAAUGGCAUGGGCAUGCCCUCUGGCAACCCGGGUGAAAUCAAGACCAUGUCCCCCAAGGACGCCGUCUUGGAUUUCAACGAGAAUGAUGAUGCUGCCAUGCCUCCUCUCUUCACCCCGGGCCAGGGAGACUUCAACUUGGGUGAUGCUCUCGGUCUGCGCCGCGAAAGCUCCGGCUCGAUGCGCCUUCCGCAGAACAUGACCUCAAUGGAUGCAUUCCCUGCCCAGUACGCUACGGCGCAGCAGCCCCAGUUCGGAUACCCUCAGCAGACUCAGCGACAGCCGAUGAUGCAACAGGCUGAGUUCCCUGCGUCGCUACCUCAAUACGAAUCCAGCGGGCAUUCCUCUACGGAUAUGACUCCUCACGCACACGCGAAGCUGCCUGUUUCCGAGGGUAUUACUCGCCCGAGCAAUACCUCAUCAGAUGCCGGUACCUACACUUGCACCUACCACGGCUGCAGCCUCCGAUUCGAGUCUCCUUCGAAGCUUCAGCGCCACAAACGCGAGGCCCACCGCCAGACUACUCCUGGCGGUCACUUGAUUACCCGCGAUACUUCGCUGCGCAACUCUCAGGCCGGCCCUCAUAAGUGCGAGCGCAUCAACCCGUCUACUGGCAAGCCGUGCAAUUCGAUCUUCUCGCGGCCCUACGAUUUGACCCGCCACGAAGACACGAUCCACAAUGCACGGAAGCUUAAGGUCCGGUGCCAUCUGUGUACCGAAGAGAAAACCUUUAGCCGCAACGAUGCCCUUACACGUCAUAUGCGCGUUGUCCAUCCCGAAGUGGACUGGCCCGGCAAGCAGCGUCGCCGUGGCUAA